AUGUGGAAAUGUCAGCGUCAUGAGAAAACCUGUGACGGUAAAGUCCAGCUCAAGUAUCCUGGCGGCUCGUACCAUGUCCCUAAAACUAUCUUUGAAGAAUUAGAAGACGAAGGUAUUGUCGUACCAGAAGAAUGGCGGUACUUCCCUUACCGCGCCACCUACGAUUUUGAAUGUUACUUUGAUGAAGAGAGAGCUCACGAAUUAAAGAACACUGAAAAGUUAACCUGGCAAUCUACCCAUGUACCCUUAAGUGUGAGUGUAUGCAGUAACGUGCCUGGCUACCAAGCACCCAAAUGUUUCGUGUCUAACGGCGACCAAAACGAGUUUAUUUCAGACUUUAUCCAGUACCUCACCAAGAUAAGCCUGAAAAGUUCAUCUCUGCUACGCCAAAGGUACGCAGAAGUAUUUGAAGCUCUUGAAACCGCAAGAGGCCCGAAUAACAGUGAAUCCCACGAAGACCAAUUAGCGCAAAUACUCGUAGACAUCCAGGAAGGAAAUGUAGAGUCUGGCGAAGAUGAAAAUAGUAAAGAAGAGAGCGAAGAUCAAAGUAGCGACAUUGAUUUAAUGGCGAGUGAUAAUGAAGAGGAUGAAGAAGAAAUUGAACCGGAGAAUGAAGAAGACCGCGCUUUUCUCGAUGAUAAAAUACAAGAACAGGAGGACGUCUCCUUUUAUAGAAGAUUGAACGUUGAAGUGGAUAGAGAAAGAAGACAGCAACUGAGACAGACGCGGGAGCAGUUAGAAGAGUUACAAGAUAUUGUAGGUGGUUCAGAGGACGUCAGUGACCACAAAGUCCUCAGUCAACUAGAGGAGAAACUGAACGCCUAUAUACAAGAACUGCCCGUGCUAGGCUUCAACUCUGGCAAGUACGACCUAAAUGCCUCCAAAGAAUUCCUGUUCCCGUACCUCAUCAAGCAUCAGCCCGUCAAGUUUACUGUGAAAAGGAAUAAUAAUCAUAUGUGUAUGAAGACAGACUCUUUAAAGUUUCUGGACAUCUCUAAUUAUCUCUCUCCAGGGUUCAGCUACGAUCAGUUCCUGAAAGCGUACGAGUGCGAACAGACCAAGGGAUUCUUCCCAUACCAAUGGCUAGACUGUUUGGAUAAAUUAGAAGAAACAUCGCUGCCCCCUCACGCUGCCUUCUACUCAAGUCUGAAGAACGCUAACAUCACGGGUGAAGAGUACCGAUACUGCCAGCAAGUAUGGGAAGACAAUGAAAUGUCCACCUUUAAAGAUUUCUUGGUUUGGUACAAUAAUCUGGAUGUAGUACCUUUCCUCGAGGCAGUAGAGAAAAUGAGUCAAUUCUGGCAAGAGAGAAAGAUUGAUAUGUUUAAAGAUGGGAUUUCUGUGCCUGGUCUCACCCUCAAGUACCUCUUCUCAUACCUCUCACCUCAAACGUACUUCAGUCUCUUCGAUCAAGCGAACAGUGACCUCUAUCACUUGAUCAAAGACAACAACACGGGCGGCCCAAGUAUUAUUUUUCACCGAUAUCAUGAAGCCGGCAAAACAAAGAUCAGAGAAGCAGAGGAAGGCGAGGCUGCUAAGCUGUGUGAGAAGAUCGUGGGUUAUGACGCGAACGCUUUGUACCUCUGGGCGCUCAUGCAAGAUAUGCCCACGGGAAGUUAUACGAGACGCCUGGCGGACAAUCAGUUCAAACCGAAAAGUUCUGUACGCAUGGCUAUUGAAUGGUUGGAAUGGGUGGCGCACAAAGAGGGAAUUCACAUCCGACAUCAGUUAAACAAUACAGAAAAGCGCAUCGGUGGUCGUAAACUGCCUGUAGACGGUUUCAACGCGCAGACGCAAACUGCGUACCAGUUUCACGGCUGUUAUUGGCACGGCCAUGACUGUGCUCUCAACCGAGGGAAAGAGUUUAACGAGAAACGCAAGAAACCUAUGGCUGAGAUCAGAGAAGAAACGAGAGCCAACACGGAGUAUAUCCGCAGCAAAGGGUACAACGUGGUGGAAAUGUAUGAAUGUCAGUGGAGAGAAAUGAAGAGAACCAAACGAGAACUACGGCGUUUUAUUGCCACCGAAGUGAGAAGAACCCUGGAUCAAGUCAAGAUCAUGAGUCCCGAGCGAAUAUUGAGCGAGGUGCGACAUGAGCGUUUGUUCGGGUGCGUGGAAGUAGAUAUUCGUGUACCAGAUCACUUAAAGGAAAAGUUUAGUGAAAUGUGCCCGAUCUUCAAGAACACAGAAAUCAGCCGCGAUGAUAUUGGUGAAUUUAUGAAAGCGUACGCCGAGGAGCACAACAUCAUGGCUCAAGCCCGUCGCAGUUUGAUUGGGAACAUGAAAGGAGAAAAGAUCCUGCUGGCCACACCCCUCCUCAAGUGGUACCUGGAACAUGGUUUAGAGUUCACGAAAGUGCACCAAGUGAUCGAGUUCACCCCUCAACCCUGCUUCAAACCGUUUGGGGAUGCGGUGUCAGACGCGAGGAGAGCCGGAGAUGCGGACCCCAGUAAAGCCAUCAUUGCAGAUACCAUGAAAUUGGUAAGUUUUUUGUUUCAUUCUUUCAUUCAUAAAGGGGUGGGAACAAUAUACAUUUUCACGUAUAGAAAAAACUUAUAUCUUUGUUUAUCUCUCAGGUGGGCAAUUCAGGCUAUGGUAAGACGAUCACCAACCAACUGAAAAACAGAAACGUGGAGUAUUGCAGUGACGCUCAGGCCAGCCGAAAAGUGAACACCCACCUUUUCCGUAAACUGGAUAAUAUCACAGAAGAUAUUUAUGAAGUAGAGUCUUGUAAAAAAACCAUCAAGUUAAAUCUUCCAAGCCAAAUCGGUUUUUUCGUGUACCAGUAUGCCAAACUUCGCAUGCUGCAAUUUUAUUAUGAUUUUCUUGACAAGUAUCUCGAUCGCAGCGAUUUUCAAAUGUGUGAGAUGGAUACAGACAGCGCGUAUAUCGCUAUUGCUGGAGAGAGUGUGGAAAGUUUAGUCAAACCAGAAUUGAAAGCAGAGUUCGAAGCCGAUAAAUGCAACUGGUUUCCCCGUACGGAUACACCCGAGCAUAAAGCCUAUGAUAAGCGAACGCCGGGUCUUUUUAAAGUUGAGUGGGAGGGUCAAGGAAUUAUCGGGUUGUGUUCCAAAACCUACUACUGUUUUGGGGCCAAAGAUAAGUUUAGUUGUAAGGGUGUCAAUAAGAAAUGCAAUGACAUUAACAAAGACAAGUAUUUACAAGUGUUGCUCACAAAACAGAAUAGUUCAGGUGUUAACAGAGGUUUUCCUGUUGUUAACAACACCAUGUACACUUAUGAGCAAGUUAGGGAUGCCUUUUCGUAUUUUUACCCGAAACGUAAAGUUCUCGCAGAUGGAGUUAGCACUACUCCACUCGAUAUUUAA
This is a messenger RNA of Porites lobata, 3326 nucleotides long. The record is from the annotation of a GenBank genome assembly. Lineage: Eukaryota; Metazoa; Cnidaria; Anthozoa; Scleractinia; Poritidae.